AUGUCAACAUUACUACCGGUCUUCAAUGCAGAAUCGCAGACAGACAGGCCGCGGAGUCCAGCCCGCUAUGCAUCCACUUCCUCCUCGAUAACAUCCUCUUACUCUCUCCUCACCCCCCAAGAAACCGCCGAGCAACUGAAGACUUCAAUCACUCAGGGCCUGCUGCGGACUGAGGCACAUGCGCGACUGGCAAAAGACGGGCCCAAUGAGUUACCCCAUGAAGAGGAGGAGCCACUAUGGUUGAGAUUUCUUAAGCAGUUCAAGGAGACCUUGAUACUUCUCCUGCUCGCAUCGGCCGCCAUCUCGCUCUUCAUUGGCAACAAAGACGAUGCCGUCAGUAUUGCCCUCGCCGUCACCAUUGUGGUUACCGUCGCUUUUGUGCAAGAGUAUCGAUCGGAGAAAUCCUUGGAGGCCUUGCAUAAAUUGGUGCCUCAUUACGCCCAUGUCAGACGCUCGGGGCCUCGGUCGACCACGUACACGGCUAGACAUCAGCAUUCUGAAAAUGAAGCAAUUGAGAUGGAGCCAUUGGCUAACGGCGCCGCGGUCCCCCCAGAGGAAAAGUCGUCUGCUACGAUUCCUGCAUCUCAGCUUGUCGUGGGUGACCUAGUCAUCUUUGCUACCGGCGACCGCAUUCCCGCCGACAUCAGAAUCACCCACGCUGCCGAGCUGACAAUCGACGAAUCCAAUUUGACCGGCGAAAAUGAACCAGUGGAAAAGUUUCCUGCCGCGCUGGACCCGACCAUCCGUAGGUCGGAGCACCACGGCACCCCUGAACCCUACAAUGCGGCUGGCGCAGUAGGCACCGACGUACGUCUCAAUGAGCAGCACAACAUCGCGUUCAUGGGAACACUAGUGCGGUCAGGCCAUGGGGAAGGAAUUGUCAUCGCCACCGGUGGAAAAACCGAGUUUGGGACGAUUUCGUUGUCGCUUCAGGAGAUUGAGGCUCCUCGGACGCCUCUCCAGCAAUCGAUGGAUUUGUUGGGGAAGCAACUUAGUUACAUGUCUUUCGUCGUCAUUGGAGUGAUUAUCAUCAUCGGCCUUAUUCAGGGCAAGAAAUUGUUGGAUCUGUUCACCAUUGGAGUGUCACUGGCUGUCGCCGCAAUCCCUGAGGGUUUACCCAUCAUUGUCACGGUUACUCUGGCACUGGGAGUGUUACGUAUGGCUAAACGAGGAGCAAUUGUCCGCAAGCUCCCCAGCGUCGAGACAUUAGGUUCGGUGAAUGUGGUUUGCAGCGACAAGACGGGAACUUUGACUCUCAACCACAUGACCGUGACCAAAUUGUGGCAUUUCGAUACGGGGAAGCCAUUCUCCGUCGACCCGACAGCAGCACUCACGUCUGCGACCAAGGCCAUCCUUCGAAUCGGCAAUAUUGCAAACAACGGUCGACUCUCUCACAAUGCUUCCGGGACUCCCGCGACUGCUGCCUCCGCUGCGGUGCUAUCCUCUACUAGAGAUAGAUCAUCUACCGUCACCAAGAGUCGAUGGCUGGGUCAGCCAACCGAUAUCGCCAUGCUCGAUUUGUUGGAUGCGCACGGUGAAGACGAUGUUCGUGAAAAGAUCGGGCCACGAACAACCGAGACGCCAUUUAGUUCGGAGCGAAAGUGGAUGGGCGUUGUCAUUGGCAGUGCCCUUGGCGAAAUGACCAACGGCUAUGGGCAUGGAUCAGAAACAGCCUAUAUCAAAGGCUCGUUGGAACAGAUUCUGAGCAGGUCUGACACGUAUUUGACUAAAGAUGGUCAAGAAGUGGUGCUUGACGAGAGCCGUCGGAAAGAAGCCAGUGCAGCGGCACAGGCCAUGGCGGAGGAGGGACUUCGGGUCAUCGCAUUUGCCAGUGGUGUCCUCAGGCAUAAGCCACGGCAGACCAGCAGAAGCUCCACACCAUCGUUGGGAAAUAAGAAGACCGCAGAGCCAGAGUCGGAUAUCUUUACUGGCUUGUGUUUUGCAGGUUUGGUCGGGAUGAACGACCCUCCCCGAAAACACGUGAACAGAUCUAUCCGACGGCUGAUGAAUGGAGGAGUGAAAGUCAUCAUGAUCACGGGCGAUGCAGAGACGACGGCGGUGGCGAUCGCGAGGAAUCUCGGGAUGCCCGUCAGUCAAGGAAAUUCAGGUUCGAGGUCCGUCCUUCGAGGUGAUGAGCUUGACCGUAUGUCAGAGGAAGAACUGUCGGAGGCCAUUGUCAGGACGAACAUUUUUGCGCGCACCAGCCCAGACCACAAGAUGAAGAUUAUUCGAGCUCUUCAGGCUCGGGGAGACGUGGUGGCCAUGACGGGCGAUGGGGUCAACGAUGCUCCCGCGCUCAAAAAGGCCGACAUUGGAAUUGCAAUGGGAAAGCUAGGCACAGAUGUGGCCAAAGAGGCGGCCGAUAUGAUUCUGACAGACGACGACUUCUCCACAAUCCUCCGUGCCAUCGAACAAGGGAAGGGCAUCUUUUUCAACAUUCAAAAUUUCAUCACAUUCCAGCUGAGCACGAGUGUUGCGGCGUUGAGUUUGGUCCUUCUCAGUACCAUGUUUGGUUUCAAGAAUCCACUCAAUGCCAUGCAGAUUCUUUGGAUCAAUAUACUCAUGGAUGGCCCUCCUGCUCAGUCACUGGGAGUUGAACCAGUUGAUCCGCGGGUCAUGAUGCAGCCGCCACGACCUCGCAAUGCCAAUGUGCUGACCAAACGACUUAUCCGCCGGGUUCUCACCUCGGCGUCGGUCAUCAUGAUGGGCACUCUUUUCAUCUAUCUUCGAGAGAUGGUGGACAUUGAUGAUCCCACGGUCGACCCGCUGGCGGUGGCGUCGACACCCCUCCGCACCCGAAUGGUGACGAAACGCGACACCACCAUGACCUUUACGACGUUUGUGCUUUUUGACAUGUUCAAUGCGCUGACUUGCCGGUCGGAAUCCAAGUCGGUGCUGAUUGGCGAAAUCAAGCUCUUUGGAAACAAAAUGUUCAACUACGCGGUUGCAGGCAGUCUCGCGGGCCAACUGUGUGUUAUAUACUUGCCAUUUUUGCAACGGGUUUUUCAGACCGAGGCGCUGGGUCUGUGGGACCUGGUCUCUCUGAUCUGCAUAAGCAGUACUGUGUUUUGGGUUGAUGAAUUGAGGAAAUGGGCUGAAAGGAGGCGAAGUUCUGGACGCAUGCCGAGUGUUGGGUAUUCGGCCAAUGUAUAG
This is a messenger RNA of Fonsecaea nubica, 3153 nucleotides long. RefSeq lists its product as hypothetical. Gene Ontology annotation, biological process: intracellular calcium ion homeostasis; manganese ion transport; calcium ion transmembrane transport. Gene Ontology annotation, molecular function: ATP hydrolysis activity; ATP binding; P-type calcium transporter activity. The transcript is spliced from 2 exons. The record is from RefSeq and is a predicted model, not a curated record. Bases 1 to 3153 code for a protein of 1050 amino acids. Gene Ontology annotation, cellular component: Golgi membrane; endoplasmic reticulum; plasma membrane. Lineage: Eukaryota; Fungi; Ascomycota; Eurotiomycetes; Chaetothyriales; Herpotrichiellaceae.